GGAUUAAAAGCAUUGCCCUCGCAGCAGAUGUAAGCAAACCCGAGGAUGUGCAAAGGAUUGUGGAUACAAUUGUAGCUCGCUGGGGCACGGUUCACAUCGCAUGCAACAAUGCGGGAAUCAAUAUGAACUCUGCGAGCGAAGAUACUUCCCUAGAAGAAUGGGACAAAACUUUUAAUGUUAAUUUACGAGGAUUAUUUUUGUGCUGCCAAGCUGCAGGCCGCAUUAUGCUGAAUCAAGGAUAUGGGAAGAUAAUUAACACAGCAUCUAUGGCAAGUUUAAUAGUCCCACACCCACAGAAGCAGUUGGCGUACAACACCUCGAAAGCCGGGGUCGUAAAAUUAACACAGACAUUAGGAACCGAGUGGAUUGAGAGAGGAGUAAAAGUCAACUGCAUUUCCCCGGGCAUUGUGGACACGCCGCUCAUCCGCUCCAAGGACCUGCGGCCGCUGGUGCGGCGCUGGCUGGCGGACAUCCCCGCCGGCAGGCUGGCCCAGGCCACCGACCUGCAGGCUGCCGUCGUCUAUUUGGCCUCCGAAGCCUCCGACUACAUGACGGGCCCUAAUCUGGUCAUCGAGGGCGGAAUUUGUGCCUUUGAACCCCUCCAGCAGCUGAGCACCGUGCGGGUGGAUCUGGGGCUGUCUGCAAGGCCCGUGACUGUAGCUGUGCUUUGCACUCCUGGACCACGGCAGGUGCUGAUGGAGGCUGCGGGUGUGAGUGUGCACAGCCGGUCUGGGACCCCGGCUCCGCAGUCCCCUUCCCAUGUCACCGAUCCGAGGCAGGUCUCCCUGCGUGGGCUCACCAGGAAUCUGGGCACGAACCUCUAA
Fulmarus glacialis (Northern fulmar) is the source of this 824-nucleotide messenger RNA. RefSeq names its product L-xylulose reductase-like. The annotation marks the transcript as partial. The transcript is spliced from 6 exons. NCBI's taxonomy places the organism in Eukaryota, Metazoa, Chordata, Aves, Procellariiformes, Procellariidae. The record is from RefSeq and is a predicted model, not a curated record. Gene Ontology annotation, molecular function: oxidoreductase activity, acting on the CH-OH group of donors, NAD or NADP as acceptor.